This is a messenger RNA of Danio rerio (zebrafish), 3872 nucleotides long. The record is from RefSeq and is a predicted model, not a curated record. NCBI's taxonomy places the organism in Eukaryota, Metazoa, Chordata, Actinopteri, Cypriniformes, Danionidae.
AAGUGUCCAAACACCGAGAAAAACUCCUGCUGAAGCGACUGAUCUCCACACUGUUAUAAAGAUGGCGUUUAUUAAAGAGGAGAGUGAAGAUGUGAAGAUUGAAGAAACAUUCACAGAGAAAAAGGAAGAUCCGCAGGAACAAACAAACCUAAUUAAAGAGAGUGAGGGGAGUAAAGAGGAGAAACACCAUGUUAAAAUUGAGGACAAAAAUCAUUUACAGACUGAUGGUAUUUUGAAAAGGAGAGACAAGAAUCGUUUCACCUGUACUCAGUGUGGAAAGAGUUUUGGAGGAAAUGGCAAUCUUAAGAUUCACAUGAUAAUCCACACCGGAAAGAAACCAUUCACAUGCACUCAGUGUGGGAAGAGUUUCAGCCAAUCGUCUCACCUUAAUGACCACAUGAUGAUCCACACGGGAGAGAAACCAUUCACAUGCACUCAGUGUGGGAAGAGUUUCAUCCGGUUAUCAUUGCUUAAUCAACACAUGAUGAUUCACACUGGAGAGAAACCAUUCACAUGCACUCAGUGUGGGAAGAGUUUCAGGCAAUCAUCAUACCUUAAUGAACACAUGAUGAUCCACACCGGAGAGAAACCAUUCACAUGCACUCAGUGUUGGAAGAGUUUCAGCCGCUCAUCAGACCUUAAUCUACACAUGAGGAUCCACACUGGAGAGAAACCAUUCACAUGCACUCAGUGUGGGAAGAGUUUCAGCUGCUCAUCAUCCCUUAAUAAACACAUGAGGAUCCACACUGGAGAGAAACCAUUCACAUGCACUCAGUGUGGGAAGAGUUUCAGCUGCUCAUCAUCCCUUAAUAAACACAUGAUGAUCCACACUGGAGAGAAACCAUUCACAUGCACUCAGUGUGGAAAGAGUUUUGGCCGCUCAUCAUACCUUAAUCAACACAUGAGGAUCCACACUGGAGAGAAACCAUUCACAUGCACUAAGUGUGGGAAGAGUUUCAACUGCUCAUCACACCUUAAUCGACACAUGAGGAACCACACUGGAGAGAAGCUAUUCACAUGCACUCAGUGUGGGAAGAGUUUCAGACAACCAUCACUCCUUUAUCUACACAUGAGGAUCCACACUGGAGAGAAACCAUUCACAUGCACUCAGUGUGGGAAGAGUUUCAGCAUAUCAUCAUCUCUUAAUCAACACAUGAGGAUCCACACUAGAGAGAAACCAUUCACAUGCACUCAGUGUGGGAAGAGUUUCAGCCUAUCAUCAAACCUUAUUAAACACAUGAGGAUCCACACUGGAAAGAAACCAUUUACAUGCACUCAGUGUAGGAAGAGUUUUGGCCUAUCUUCAAACCUUAUUAAACACAUGAUGAUCCACACUGGAGAGAAACCAUUCACUUGCACUCAUUGUGGGAAGAGUUUCAGCCAAUCAUCACACCUUAAUCUACACAUGAGGAUCCACACUGGAGAGAAACCAUUCACAUGCACUCAGUGUGGGAAGAGUUUUAACUGCUCAUCACACCUUAAUCGACACAUGAGGAUCCACACUGGAGAGAAACCAUUUACUUGCACUCAGUGUGGGAAGAGUUUUAACUGCUCAUCACACCUUAAUAAACACAAGAGGAUCCACACUGGAGAGAAACCAUACACAUGCACUCUGUGUGGGAAGAGUUUCAGCCAAUCAUCAAACUUAAAUCAACACAUGAGGAUCCACACUAGAGAGAAACCAUUCACUUGCACUCAGUGUGGGAAGAGUUUCAGCAAACCAUCAUCCCUUAAAAUACACAUGAGGAUCCACACUGGAGAGAAACCAUUCACAUGCACUUAAGCUGUAGUCACACUGGACUUUUCUCCCCAUAGACUUCCAUUCCUACGCACGCAAAUGCAUCAGAUCGAAAACACAAGUUUUGCAGUUCACUGCGUGGAAAAGUUCAAGCUUUGUGAACUCUGACCUGCGAAAUCGCAUCACUUGACUGUGUGAGACCAAUCGAAAAUCAAAACAUGACCUCUCUGGACAGAUAUGUAAAAUAUGGACCAAUCACUCACUUUUUAAAAAUGUCUAAUCAUCUUGUUUAAUUCCACCCCUUUUCACAGCACCAUACAACAGAAUUUUGCAUGCUCAAACUCUAGUGUGACUGCAGCUUCGGUGUGGUAAGAGUUUCAGUAACUCCUCAGACCUUAAAGAGCAUAUUGUAGGUUAGACACCCCAGUGAGACAAUGUGUGUAAGAGUAAAGUAAGAAUUAGAUUUUCUUUAAAAUAAACGUUAAAGUUUAUUAUUAAGCCGUUUGGAGUCGUUUUAAGUCACGGAAAUUUACUUCCGCGUCUGAAUCGCCAAACCGGAAGUGACGUAGGACCAGGGAGUUCGCGCAUAUAAACACUAUGAAGACAACUGAUCACGGUGCGCGUUUGGAUGCCGAGAUAAGAUAUUCUGAGAGACUCACACAAACGACAGACCACAGCCAUACAAUUAUAAGCCUGUGGACAGACCAGCAGACAGAACAGCAGUCUGAGAAGUGUAAUUUAACUCUUUUGUGAGGGAGAACAGAGCAGGUUUAUGGUGAGGCCAGUGUUGGCUUACAGAGAGAUAUGUAAGAUAACAAAAUCUUAUCUGGCAACAGCAAAGCUAGUAUUGAUCAUCUAUAAGUAUUAAUACUUACCAGUAACAGAAACUAAUGAGCAUUUAACACAGUUAUGCCACAUUGACACUAUUUUUAAUAGUAGAUAAGUGAAUACAAAACACAAAUAACACCAGAACGUCUGGAAUAAUGCAGAAACAUGUAAACAAGGUACUGGAAAAUCUUUUUUAUUUUACAAAAAGUUUUCAGAGUUUUUGUAUUAAAAUAAAAACAACAUCAAAUAUUAAAACAAUUAAAAUAAGUUUUUAAAUAUGUCUUUUUUUCAUUGGGUAUAAGAUUAUCUGUAUCAGAUCCCAUUUAGGCUACAAUCCAUAAAAAGACAAGUAAUUACAUCAUUAAUAACAAUGUUUGUCCCAGUUGAGACAGUGAAUAAGUGGAAUUUUAUUUUAUAUCUUUUGUAAUGUAAUAAUGUACAUGUAGCAUAAAUUUUUUUUGAAGACAACAUUUUCAUUUCCAAAAAGAAAAAAAUUUCUACAUUUUGAAAACUACUGUUUUAUUACAUGUAAAAGCAGUGCAUUCAAACUAUUACUUUUGUAUAACAUGUCUUUAUUGAGUUUUUUCAAGAUUUUACAUUACCCAAAAAUUACCCUAGACAGGUUUAGGAAAAAAUAAAAAAUAAAUACAAAUACAAAUAAAUAAAAUAAUAAAUUACACAUAUACAUAUACACAUAAAAAAUAUAACAAAUAAAUAAAUAAAAAUAAAAUCAAGCACCAACUAACAUCCCACAACUUCAGACUUCCGAAGCUUCUUCAAUAUCUCCGUUUUUUACAAAGUUCAAAAACACCUCCCAGAUGUCACAAAAUUCAGAGGAUUUUUUCCUUAUUAUAUAUGUGAGCUUUUCAAGAGCCAAGCAUGUUAUAAGGUUUCUCAACCAAAAUCCAAUGGAGGGGCGAUUAACUUUUUUUCCAGCAUAAAGCAAUACAACGCCUUGCUUGUAUUAAACAUAAAUCAAUCAAUUUUCUUUCUUUAGUAGACAAGGCACAACUGUAUUCAUACAUAUUCAAUAUAUCAAACUAUUACUUUAAAUUGAAGUUACUUAUAUUUUAGUCUGUUACUAAAUUUAAUCUAUGUCUGUGAAAUAGAAAAUUAAAGAAGAUUAUUAAUUUUAACUUUGUUACUGGAUUAUAAUUAGGGAUGAAUUAAUGCGUGUGCAUUAUUAUAUUAUUGGUUUAUUAUUGAAGAUGCAUUAAUGUGUGACCCUUAUAUUAUCGCUUUAUUAUUAGUGAUGAAUUAUUGUGUGAGCAUUAUUCUAUUAUUGGUUUAUUAUUAGUGAUGCAUU